Molecule: messenger RNA, 2298 nt
Organism: Penicilliopsis zonata CBS 506.65
Lineage: Eukaryota; Fungi; Ascomycota; Eurotiomycetes; Eurotiales; Aspergillaceae
Exons: 3
Coding region: 1-2298 (765 amino acids)
Source: RefSeq, a predicted model, not a curated record
AUGGGGAUUGUAGUGAGCGGAGAGGAUGGGAACUUGGGGGUGUCCAAUGAGCAACAGAAGAUCAAUCAAAUUGCUGCCGAAAAUGACUAUGGCCUCUUCAUGGCGACUUUGGACCAGGUUCUAGUCUUUCUAGGGUCGUGGUGGACUUCUUCGCUCGCUGGUCGAGUUCAGACGUUUAAAAGCUACACCAAUGUGCCCAUCAUCAACAUCAUAAGAUAUGAGCGCACCGCUGUUGGAGUUCUGGGUUUUCAUUUUGCCGGAAUCCCAGCCUGGGCGAUGUCGUCCUGCUUGUCGAUAUGCCGACAUCAUCCACUCGACAAACUAAUCGUUACCACCCAGGACCAGCUUCUCCGCCAUAUAACCAACGAGUUCUUCUCUCGGAUAAUCAAAUCGUCAUUUUCGUUUGUACAUUUCACGUAUGACCCGGAUGCGAUUCGAUCUUUCGAGACAUAUAUGCAUUCUAUCCUCCAGUCUAUUCACCUAGUAUCUCCGUAUGCAUUACCGGGCGUACGCUUCUUCCUUCCAUUCAGCAGCACCUCCUUAAUUCAGUUUCCGUCUAUUCCACAAGUUCUCUCACUCGGCUCCCUAAGUGGGUUUGCGGCCAGCCUGUUGAGUUCUCCUGCUGCUUUGGUAUAUCUCUACUGCUAUAUACGACCGCUCAUCGAAGUGCGGAUCUACCGUCUAAUACGUCGAAGACUGCCAAAACCAGAUCGAGCUGAUGAUCUCUCAUUACGUGUUGCAUUCGAGAAUGAUCUCAUCGAUUGGAUGGUGCCAACGUUGGGCCGUCGAGCAGAAGAAGAAAAUCGUCGCACCCACCUCACAUUAGCCGAGGAUAUUAAAUAUGAGCUCUGCACGUUUAAGAAUUGGCUUCUCUCUUGGUUUGAUCCGAAGGCUAGUUGGUCUUCAGGCUCUGAUGACCGUUCCAUCUCUAAACAGGAGAGAAUAAAAAUGCUACGGAACUGCAUUGAGGAGUUGCAGGGUGAGAUAAUAGCCGCGCAAGCUAGGACUGAACUACUGGAGCAGCAACAAACUGGUGGCACAACUCUCCCCCAACAACAAGCUUCUUCAUCUGGUCCAAUCGAACAGAUAGUCCCUACUUCGCCAGAAUGGACACCUUCUACACCAACGCCAGCACCAGAGUCACUCUUCGACACACAAGUUCUAUCAAACGAAGAAAAUCGCAUUUCUCAGUCCCCUGCUGAGAUGAGCGGAGAUUAUUUUCAAGAAAGAGACUCACCAAGAAGAGCAAGAUCUCAUUCCUCUCCUGCUGCUCCAGUAGGACAUUUGUCUAAUAUAGAUACCCAACGAAAUAACGAAGAGAAUGAGCACUCACGAAUCUCUCGCUCUAAUACUCUGUUCUCUCAGCCUUCGUCUCCUGACACGUCUCCCCCAACAUCGCCCCGAGUACGGGCAUCAUUGAUCCACCAGAAUUCAGAUAUCAUCACGAUGCAAUUGGAAUUGCUUUCAAACCGCAACCAGCAAAAUCGAAACCAACAGAGCGAGCGACCUAGUGCUGCCGGUGAAGAACAAGGCCAGGUCUCGGUAACCACCGACCACGGUUCCAUUACAGAAUUACUGGAUGCACUGCUUUCAACUCAGGAACAAAACCUCACACAACAUCAUUCUGAUGUCGGCGACAGUGAUGGCCUCUCCAGUCUGACAGCAGGGGUCUCUCCCACUUCAGCAGAUCUUCCUCCGGUCCCCGUCCCUCAGCCCCAAUCCCAUACAAUACCAGCUGAAGACACCAUCUUUGAAUCCCCAGUGGAAGUGCCGAUUUCGAGUCUUGCAAACAUACUUCCUGACGGAAUCGAAGAACCACCGAUUGACGACAUAGAAAAUCAAACUCCUGGCCCGACCUCUAGUCUUGAGAACCAACUCGAUACCGAGUCUCGUCCUCCCAUGUCCCACUCAAAUGCUCAUCGACGUUCUAUCACCAGCCAGUCAUCAUCCCUUGCUCAUCGAGUGACGAUUCUCUCCUCCCACCCAGUUGACUCUCUCGCCUCGCAUCUCGCAUCCAUGAUUACAACAGCUCUGCUCUUUCCAUUGGAAUCUCUCUAUCUUCGCUCGCUUGCACGGACUUACCUUUCAUUAGCUGGGUCUUCUGUCGUUUUUCGCUCCGACGUUCGUGACCUAGGUGCUUGGUUCGGAGGUGGAUCCCGGUCCGACAUGGUGAUGUACAUGGGCAAGGUCUGCAUGCUGGUUGGGAUCCAAACUGCUGUAAAUGCAGGCGUAUGGGGUGUAGUUACCAGCCUAGCAAUGAAGCUUGGUCGUGCACUAUGUGGCUGGGGGACUUUUUGA